Molecule: messenger RNA, 846 nt
Organism: Fibroporia radiculosa
Lineage: Eukaryota; Fungi; Basidiomycota; Agaricomycetes; Polyporales; Fibroporiaceae
Exons: 7
Coding region: 1-846 (281 amino acids)
Biological process (GO): Arp2/3 complex-mediated actin nucleation
Cellular component (GO): actin cytoskeleton; Arp2/3 protein complex
Molecular function (GO): actin filament binding
Source: RefSeq, a predicted model, not a curated record
AUGCUUUCAAUGCGGACAACACUGGCAAGUAGCGUUACGUCAAUACUCGCUGCCCCACUCACUAUUUUUGCCCGUCAAGGUAGUGAGUGGAAGCAGACGGAGACUCUGGCUGAACACGACAAACUUAUUACCUCGAUUGACUGGGCUCCCAAGUCCAACCGCAUUGUCACUUCUGCUCAGGACAGAAAUGCCUAUGUUUGGCAGCAGAGUCCCGACUCACAGACGGGACGUAUGAUCUGGAAGCCGACUCUAGUGCUGCUAAGGAUCAAUCGAGCUGCCACUCAUGUGCGAUGGAGUCCGAACGAAGAUAAAUUCGCAGUCGCCAGUGGUGCACGUGCUAUCGCCAUCUGCUCUUUUGACCCUGAGGGUGACUGGUGGGUCUCCAGGCUACUCAAGAAGCCCAUCAGAUCGACUGUACUCGCUGUGGACUGGCAUCCGAACAACGUGUUACUCGCUGCUGGUAGUGCCGACAUGAAGGCACGCGUAUUUUCCGCGUAUAUCAAGGACGUUGAUAAAAGGCCAGCAGCGAGUGUUUGGGGAGAGAAGCUCCCAUUCAACACCAUCUGUGGCGAGUACACUAGCCCCACUGGUGGUUGGGUACACGCAGUCGGAUUCUCUCCCUCCGGAGAUGUCCUCGCAUUUGCAAGCCACGACAGUUCUAUCACCGUCGUCUAUCCCGGUGGCCCUGCAAGCUUUACGAUUAAGCUCCCCAGCCUCCCAUUGCUGACCUUGACCUGGACGAACGAGAACUCACUUAUCGCAGCGGGUCAUGACUUCUGGAUGAUCCAAACGCCGCCAAAUCCUCGGGUAGCUCCCGCUCCGGCUUUGCUAGUGCGUCUCCCGUAG